This is a messenger RNA of Marchantia polymorpha subsp. ruderalis, 384 nucleotides long. NCBI's taxonomy places the organism in Eukaryota, Viridiplantae, Streptophyta, Marchantiopsida, Marchantiales, Marchantiaceae. The record is from the annotation of a GenBank genome assembly.
AUGGCAGCAGAGCAGAGCGCAGGAGAAAGGAGCGCCGGGCUCAUGAAUGCUCGGGCGAGCGAUCGCGCCAUGGAUGGGUCGAUCGAUCGAUGGGCCCGUGAACGCAGGCGAGGGAGGGAGGACGGAAGAAGUGGAAGGGCGCAGAUCGCUGCGCUGACGGUGGUGGUUGUCGGAGCAGGAGCAGGAGCAGGAGCAGAGUUCAGGUACGAAGACGGGGAUUGGAGUGAUUGGAGGGGAGGAAGAGGAGGCGAGGCCGAGGCCGAGGACGAGGACGAGGAGCAGGUAAUAAAAGCAGGCGAGCAGACAAUGAUGGUCGGUCGGAGGCGGAUGGAAUGCACGUGCCGCGGCCAGGAGCUCGCAGUGGCGUCGUCGCCUGUGCGCUAA